AUGGUUUCUGAGAAAGCUGGCGAGUCGUCCAAGAACCUGGUUGUUACCACAGUUCUUUCCCCGGAAGAGCUGCAGGAUGUCGACCAGGGAUUUGGGUAUGCACUGGAGACAGACGGCGUCGUUUUAGAUCCAGAGUUUGAGAAGAAAGUUGUGAGAAAAAUCGACUGGUACAUUUUGCCUAUGAUGUGUAUUCUCAUGUCCUGUCAGUUGAUGGACAAAUCCACAAACUCGUAUGCCUCCAUUACUGGCCUCCGGACAGACCUCAAUAUGAGUUCCCGAACAUACUCGUGGGUGGGCAGCAGCUUCUACCUGGGCUAUCUGGGCUUCUGCUAUCCGGCAAGUAUGCUGCUUCAGAGGUUUCCGCUGUCCAAGACUCUGGGAUGCGCAGUCAUAGCGUGGGGUGUCGUGAUCUGCUGUCACGGUGCUACCCAAUCCAGCUCGACGUUUCUCCUCUGCAGAACGCUUCUCGGCGUCUGUGAGUCGUUCAUGGAUCCCGCGUACAUGAUUAUGACCAGUCAGUGGUAUAAGAAAGAUGAGCAGUAUAGACGCUGUGGCUAUUGGCUUGGGUUCCAAGGAUUUGGCACAAUGCUUGGAUCUCUGAUUGCGUACGGUUUCUAUACCCACAAAAGCGAGUUCUCAACGUCCCCAUGGAGGUACCUGUACGUCGUCACGGGUGUGAUUACUAUAUUCUUUGGCAUUUUGUCCAUCAUCCAUAUCCCAGAUAUUCCCGUCAAGGCGUGGUUUCUGAACGAUGAAGAAAAAAAGUAUGUGGUUGAGAGAAUCAGAGGCAACAGAACGGGAUUCGGUAACCAGCACUUUAAAUUGGCUCAGCUUAAGGAGGCUGCAUCCGACAUCACCACCUAUCUGUUUUUCUUCUACAUGUUUGGAUACGGUAUUCCUAACGGCUCCAUUGGAAACUUUAGCUCCAUCCUGUUGAGCACAGGGUUCGGAUUUUCGACUGAGCAGUCUCUGCUGCUUAAUAUGGUUGGAAGUGGAAUUGAUAUCAUUUUCCCGUUGGCUUUUGCCUAUGUCAAUCUGUAUUUGAUCAAGAGCAGGUUACUGGUGUGCUUCUGCAUCAACUCCCUGGUGUUCACCGGCCUGUGUCUGCUUGCGUUUGCGCCGUCCAAAGGAGCACAGCUGGCCGGAUUCUUCUUGUCGUACCUGACUACCGCUAGCUGGGCAUGUAUGAGCUCUGUGGUUUCUUCGAAUGUUGCUGGUCACACGAAGAAGAUCACAGCAAACACAUUGUUCCUUAUUGGGUUCUCCACGGGCAAUAUCAUUGGUCCACAGGCCUUCCUUGGUUCCGAAGCACCGGUGUACAUCACAGCUAAGAGGACUAUGGUGGGUACUUACGUUAUCUCCGCCACUGUCCCUCUGAUCCUCUAUGUCAUCUACCACUUCAGGAACAAAAAGGAGAACAAAGUGCUGGUGGAUGAUACGCUCCUCGCUUUUGGAGAUCUCACUGACAAAACCAAUCCGGUUUUCAAGUACGUUCUAUAG
Molecule: messenger RNA, 1500 nt
Organism: Ogataea angusta
Lineage: Eukaryota; Fungi; Ascomycota; Pichiomycetes; Pichiales; Pichiaceae
Exons: 1
Coding region: 1-1500 (499 amino acids)
Biological process (GO): dipeptide transport; allantoate transport; transmembrane transport
Cellular component (GO): plasma membrane
Molecular function (GO): dipeptide transmembrane transporter activity; allantoate transmembrane transporter activity
Source: RefSeq, a predicted model, not a curated record